Hibiscus syriacus is the source of this 1185-nucleotide messenger RNA. RefSeq names its product exopolygalacturonase-like. The transcript is spliced from 4 exons. Gene Ontology annotation, biological process: carbohydrate metabolic process. The record is from RefSeq and is a predicted model, not a curated record. Bases 1 to 1185 code for a protein of 394 amino acids. NCBI's taxonomy places the organism in Eukaryota, Viridiplantae, Streptophyta, Magnoliopsida, Malvales, Malvaceae. Gene Ontology annotation, molecular function: polygalacturonase activity.
AUGGCUUUCCAAGCUGUGUUUGCUGCAGUUUUGCUCUCAACUUUCCUGUUUAUCUCAUCUUCAUUAGCUCAAAGUGCAAGAACUAUCAACGUUAGAAACUACGGUGUCGUUCCGGACGGUCGAACAGAUAAUGAGAAGGGUUUUCUUCGUGCAUGGAACGACGCCUGCAAUGGAAAUGGAGCUUCGAUAUUGUAUGUGCCCAAAGGAGAAUACGUGCUUGGACCGGUUGUGUUUUCCGGGCCAUGCAAAGGUCCGAUAAUGUUUCUGAUGACCGGCGUUUUGAAGGCUUUACCCGGACCUUCUGAUGUUUCAAAUUGGAUAAAUUUUCGAAACGUAAAUCUUCUUUUAAUCAAAGGUGGUGGAACAUUUGACGGUCAAGGACCUUCUGCUUGGCGUUUCAAUAAUUGUGCCAAGGACCCUAACUGCAAGCCGCUUCCAAUUAACCUCAAAUUUGACUCGGUGACGAACUCGAGGAUUGAAUUCGUAAAAUCAGUCAACAGUAAACAAACUCACAUCUCAUUCCAUGGAUGCGAGAACGUAAAUAUAACAAACGUUGAAGUACUGGCCCCGGCCGAAAGUCCCAACACCGACGGAAUCAAGAUGGGGAGGUCUUCUGGCAUCCGGAUAUUGAACUCUAGGAUAAGCACCGGUGAUGACUGCGUAGCCAUCCUCUCCGGGAGCUCGAACAUCGAAGUUUCGAAUGUUCAUUGCGGUCCUGGACACGGGAUCAGCAUCGGAAGCCUUGGCAAGUACCAAGGUGAACUAAAUGUUCAAGGCGUGACCGUGACAGGGUGUACCUUUAGUCAAACCGACAAUGGUGUUAGAAUCAAAUCAUGGGCAUCCCAAUUUCAGGCAACUGCUUCAAACUUCCUGUUUCAAGAUAUUGUCAUGGAUAGAGUUCUAAACCCCAUCAUUAUUGAUCAGACGUACUGCCCUCAUACUACAUGCGAUCAAGAGGCAUCAUCCCAUAUUCAAAUAAGAGAUGUUACAUAUAGGAACAUACGUGGAACUACAAGCUCUGAAGUUGCUGUUUCUUUUGAAUGCAGCAAGAAAUUCCCAUGCAAGAAUAUAGUGAUGACUGACGUUAAUUUUGUUCACUCUAGACGUGGAUUAUCUUUGAAAUCUACGUGUUCAAAUGUUAAUGGUCGUAGCUUCGGCCUUCAAAGUCCUCGCCCUUGCUUUUAG